Messenger RNA from Xenopus laevis (African clawed frog), 6860 nucleotides. It is a transcript of the gene ticrr.S, whose product is annotated as TOPBP1-interacting checkpoint and replication regulator S homeolog. The transcript has 22 exons. The coding region runs from base 379 to 6441 and encodes 2020 amino acids. NCBI's taxonomy places the organism in Eukaryota, Metazoa, Chordata, Amphibia, Anura, Pipidae. Gene Ontology annotation, biological process: mitotic G2 DNA damage checkpoint signaling; response to ionizing radiation; regulation of DNA-templated DNA replication initiation. The record is from RefSeq and is a predicted model, not a curated record. Gene Ontology annotation, molecular function: chromatin binding. Gene Ontology annotation, cellular component: nucleus.
UGUUCUAAUACGCGCUAUUUCCUCUAAUUGUACCAUUUAAACGUUUAAAUAGAACUAGCGGCCAAUAGAACAGCAACGAGCUGUCAUCGUUUACAUUGUCACAUAUAUGUUAACCAAUCAGCGUCAGGAACGCUGAAUCCUCAGUGUUUUGCUCUGUGACUGAAUACGCGUGAGUCUUUCGCCCUUGCAGGUGACCAAUGAGAAGGUAGAAACAUUUGUGCUUGACCAAUCACCGCUCGCCUUGCCACAGCGCGCGGCUGGUUUGAUUGCUGUGUCUGAGAAGGAAGAUGGCGGCGAGUUGAAUGAUGACGCUGUGAUUGGAUCCUAUGGGUCUCCCGUGAGUCCAGUGUGCGGGCCACUGGCCAUUACGCAGUUGACAUGUCUCCUUCGCACAAUGUUGUGCUGUUGGUGGACACUGCGGAGUCUUCAGACAAGAGCCGGCUCAGGCGGGUGUCGCUCAGGCUGCUUAAUUUCCUAGCAUGCCGUGCGGGCCUGGGUCAGGUCAGGUGGAGUUACCGCUUUCUAAACUCUUUGGGUGGUCGCUGCCGGCCUCCACGUCGCUCCGAUUUGCGACAACUUGGCCCGCGAGGUUGGGAAGAGUUUGAAGAUGAGCUGGAGUCAUGCUGGGAGCGGGCGCAGAACUGCCGGUCAUCCAGUACCAAGAGCUCGAGAGCACAGCUGAUCCAGACUGCCCUCAUGGAGACAUUAGCAGAUUUCCAGUGGGAUCGGCCGGACAUUACUUCUCCGACUAAACCCAAUCUGCUGAGAAGUCGCAGGGGGCGAAUUGUCGCGGCGGACGAACCCCUGAAGGCCGAGCCUCCAGAUAUUAGUAAUCGGAACUGCAGAAACACCAUAUUCCUAUUGUCGCCUUGUCCCCACUCCCGCACCGAGCUCGGGCAAUUUGCAGCGAAAAGUGGCGACUUUGAAGCCCAGAAAGUGAUGGACAAGCUCCUGCCCAAGAGCCUGCAGAAGAUUGUCAUCAGCAAGAGAGUCCGUGUGUAUUGGCUGGACUGCUCGGAUUGGACAGAGUUUGGGAGUUCCUCUGAUCAUUCUGGUUAUUGGACAAUGGUGGAGUUGAUGCAUCUAGUAGAAGGAAGAAUUUUGCCAUCAGAAUCUAUACUAGGGUCUUCCUGCCAAAAAGCCAAGACACUUCCUUCAUUCUCCGUAUCACCAAUAAAUAUCCCUUUCGAGUCUGUUUUGAAUUAUUUAAUCUUCAGUGAAGCGGACUACCAGUUAUGGUUUCCUCGGCGUGAUGGCAUAUUAUUCUUCACUGGAAAGGAUGGGACACAACAGUGGAAUUGUGCUGUUUCUUUAGAUCCUGUUUCAGUGAGUCGGAAACUGUCAACAAGUUUAAUGACCAUUGAAUUAAAAGGAACUGUGCAAAACUGCAACCUGCACCAAGCAGGUUUAAGAUUGGAGACCUGGCUGCUUCAUAAUUCAGAUUGUGUCCAGCUUCAGAAAUUGGCAAAGGAACUCAUGUUAAAAGAGCUACAUAUGAUUGCAACUGUAACCUUAGAGGAUAAUGUGUUGCCCAGGACUGGAAUACUCUCCCCACUUUCAGAAACCGCUACAGUGCUUAAUGUGAUAUGUAGUGAAAGAACUCUGGGACUAGAUAGACUGCAUGGACAAUGCUCAGCUAAUGAAACCGAUAAGCAAACCUUCUCUGACCUGCCAGAUAUUGUAAUGAGUGUACUAAAUCAUGUAUACAGCUCUGAAGAUAACACAUUAGCACUUGAUUUUUCAGUUCCAGAGUGGAUUAAACAAGAACUGUCCCAAAGCAGUAAGUGGACGUCUUCUGUCACUGAAAGAUGGUACCCUUUAUCUGGAGUCUCUGGUGCUAGCUGCAACCUAAUGGAAUCUUUCAGCUUAAUAAAUGCUGCAUCUUCUAACUGUGACGAACACCUAAAGUUUGACCAAGAGCUAACCAAUCAUUUGUCUGAGUUUUAUCAGAAAAAGUCUGUUGAAGGCGCUGGACUUGGAGUACAUGGAGAAAACCAAAAGAAACGUGGUCUCCCUCGUACUCCAGUGAGACAAAAGAUGAAAACCAUGCCUCGGGCCCUACAAAUGCUAAAUGCUGCCAGGUUAAAUGUAAAGGUUAAGAAGGCACAACCCGAUAGUAUUUUGCCAGUACCUAAUGAGAAGAAUUCACAGAUGAAGAGAAGGUCAUCGGGAAAGCAGGACGACAAACAAAAGCAAUUGAAGUCUACUGGGUUUAAGUCUGAACAUGAUCUGGCUUCCUACAUAAAAGAAAACUAUGAAAAAGCUGUGUCUUUAAUAGAUGAUUCAACAAUGACAUGGGCCAGGGAUACGUUGGCAACCAUAAAAUCUUACAUGAAAACCAUUGGCAGCGAGCAGAUUGAGACUGAUGCUAUGGAUAAAGCCAGACUUCUCUUCAAGACCAGCAAAGUUAUCAGGCAAAGUUAUGGAAAUAACCAGGACAAAGAAGUUAAACUUAAAGAAUGCCAGUUGCAAGUAUUUUUGAGACUAGAGUUGUUUGUGCAAUGUCCAGUAAUACAAACAGACACCGAUGAACUGGAGCUGAUUGUUGAAGAGAUUGCAGAUAUACUACGCAUUGUAUCUUUAACCGAAGAUCCAUUGUUUCUAACAAAGUUUCUGGAAGAACAUGUCCUUACACAAUACAUUGCAUCUGUACCAAAAAUCCUGGCAGACAUAUACUUCAGCCUUGGAAGUCAGAUCCCUGAAGAACUUGCUGUGGUUCUUCCUUCUGACGGUGAUGACUCCAUAAUGAAUGAAGAGAAAUCUGUAAAGUCUCAGCCAUCCAUCUCCAGAGUCCCAAGUGUGGCUCCAAUAGGUGCAGAGACGGAUCAACUUGAGGAUCUACGUACCCGAUCUGCUAAAAAAAGAAGGUCAACUGCCUUGGCAAGGCACAGGAGUGUAGCAGAAAGCUCUCAAGGUUUCCGUCAGAUUGAAAUGCCAAAGAAACAACUGAAUAAAGAAAACUUGAAAUCCAAAGCUAUUGUAGUAAUUGAAAAUGUACCUCUCCCAGCUCAACCACAGAAAGAUGCUGAAGCAAAAGUAAGAAGAAACUUGUUUGUUCAAGAGCCCCGUUCACCAAACAAAACAAAAAGAUGCAGUAAAAUGCCAAGAAGCCAGUCUGUAUCUGCAGUAGAGGGUCUGAAGCGGAAACGCAGCAAAUCUCAUGAUAGCUCUAAAGAUCACUACAAGUUGUUGACGAAAAAAGUAUCUGAGACCCCUCUUCACAAACAGACUGCAAACAGGCUUCUUCAAAGGCAGAUCAAAGGACGGCCUUCUGAGUCAAACUCCAACAUCAGCAUUGUUGAAGAAUCUCCAGCAAAAGAAAUCAGAGAUAUUGAUUUACGAAGAAGCCCACGCAUUAAGCAGCUAUCUUUAACAAGGAGGAACUCCUCGACUUUUUAUGCUUCCCAGCCCAAAUCCCGUAAUCUGGAAAGGGUGAAUUCUGCAACACGGUCUCAAUUGUCUAGAGAUCAAACAGGCAAUUCCUCCAUUUCUGAGGUCAAAACACCUAAAAGGCUCCUUUUUGGGGAAGUCUUCGAUAUGAUUAGUCCUCCAACAACCAAAAGAUCUAGAAGAAUUCUGGACACUAUUAAUCCUGUUUAUAAGACUCCAGGAAAAACUCCUAGGAAAACUCCAAGCAAAAACAUUCCUAAUUUAAAAGACCAGCCAGAAAAGAUUCACACUAAAUCCCCUUGCUCACCACGUACACCACAUACUCCAGCCAGAACACCCAAAAGGUUAAAAACCCCUUCCAAAGGUUCUUCAGAAAGGAAAAAAGCUGCUAAAAACCUAGGGAAAUUAUUCUCUCCAUCUAAAACAGAGGAGAAAUCUCCUUUGAAUCUUUUGGGAAGGAGAAGUAAGAGACUAGCACAAAGGACUCCUGAAAAAGAUGGUUCACCAAACAAGCAAUCUAUUUGCCAAACUUUACUGGAAGUAAAAACGCCUCAAAAGUUGCAAAGACUGGAAAGUAAGGAUUUCAGAUCACCUUCAAGGACUCCUAAGAGAAGUAAUAGCACUACUCCUACAAAACAAAGUAUGCAGAUCUCAAACACCCCAAGGAAAUCCGAUCCUAAACACCCCCAAGAGUGUGAAUCUCCUGGACGAUCAGGAUAUAACCUUCAGACACCACAGAAGCAUAUUUUGGCUUCUGUUCCCAAUACACCUAUUCUGCAGACACCACAGAAACCUAUUUUGGCUUCAGUUCCGAGAACACCUGUGUGUCACACCCCACAGAAGUCUAUGUGGCCUUCUGUUACUAAUACACCUGUCUGUCAGACACCACAGAAAGCAAUUUUGACUUCUGUUAUGAGUACACCUGUUUUUCAGACACCGCAGAAACCUAUUUUGGCUUCUGUUCCAAAUACACCUAUCCUUAAAACACCACAGAGAUCUGCUUUGACUUCUGUUUCUCAUACACCAUCACCAAAAACAUACAUUAUGAAGGAACUAAAUGUUGCAUUAACUCGUAUGCGACAAUGCACUCCUGAAAAAGUCCUUGGUUCAGAUUUAUCAUCAUCAGUUACUUCCUCAUCUGCACUCAAGUCCUUUUGUUCAGAAAAAGCAACAUCCAUUUGUCAGAAACCCAAGAAAUCAUCUAUUGCAUUGAUAAAUCAUUGUUAUUUGCAAGAGUCUGGUGCACCUGCACCUCUGACAGAUUCACUUCAGAAUAAUAAUGAUGGUACAAAAGCAGAGACUACUUACACUGUGCCUGCACAUAUUCCUACGCAAAUGCAGAAUGUCAUAUUUGCUGGCGAGUGUACUGAUUCUCUUUCUCCGACGUUUGUUUCAUCAUCAAGUAUUCCUUUUAAAGAUAAAAGUUUGUCACCUGAUCUGGAAGAUGCUUUAUCCGAUGUUACAUCAUCAAAAGCUGAAGAGGUUACUAUAGUAAGUGAAAAACUUGACUCCUCUUCUUUGGACAGCCAGGGAGCUACAGAUUCUUUUAUUAACAGUUCCCAAACAGAGGAAAGUAUUGAUAUUUCAGAAGCUCGAGUUGUGUCAACAGAAGCAUCUGAGCUGAAGAUGAAAGUCCUCAUUACACGAAAACCUUCUGGCUCAGGCCUAAGUUAUCUGCCAACCACUCCAAAGUCUUUGGGAAAUGUGUUUUCGACCUCAACAUAUGGUUUACGAUGCACUCCCGACAGAAGACAGAGAGAAGCUGCUGCACGACUUGGAACUCCCGAGAUUCCUGCAAAGUUCUCAACGCCAAAGAGUCAUCUCAAAAUGAUUCCUCAGUCAACGUAUGAAGUUGAGCUUGAAAUGCAGGAGUCUGGUUUGCCGAAACUUCGAUUCAAGCGAACAGACUCAAAUUCAACAAUUGAUAUGGAUUUUAACAAAACACCAAAGAUUUCCAGGAAAAGAAAAGGGAAUGAAAGUCCUUUUAAUGAGAAGUGGUGUAGCAAACAUGUAGUAAGGACUGAAUCUGCUUGUGUUUCCCCUUCCUGUGUGCGGACUUCUCAUUAUACACCAGGGAAAAGUGGAAUCCAAACUUUUAUUUGUCAGUCUUACACACCUAACAGAUGUGCUUCGGCUGCUGCUUCUCCAUCCCAGUCACAUACAGGAGUUCCUUGGACACCAUCUCCAAAACAUAAAGAAAAACUUAGCACAGAUGUCAUUAAUAGCUGGCCUAGGAAGAAAAAAGCAACAGCUCUAUGUUCAAAUCUUUUAAAAUGUGAUAAGAUUCCAGAAUAUCCAGAAGAAGAUGGAGGUGAUUUUGAGCUUGAAGGAGUCUCUAAACUUUUGGAGAAGUCUCCAGUUAUUGGACAGCAACGUAAAGUUGAUGGAGGGACGUUUGGACUUGGGUCUCGCAAGCGAGUUUUCAGUCUUGUGUCCCCCACCAAGGAAACAACAAAUCAUGUCAAAAGACUGUGUACGUUUAAUAGACAUGAGGAUAGCAGCAUGGUCACACACCAAACCAAAGAAGAAAUGGAAAUCUUCUCUUCAGACCAAAGUCUGUCCUCUUAUUUAAACUCUUCACAACAAAGCAUCUGUGAUGAUGUUUUUAAUAUGACAGCCUGCUGCUAUUCUGUUUCCGCAGAGCCUUGUCUUGCCUGCCUCUUCCCUCCUGUCAAAUUUUGCAAGAAAGUAACCAAUUACUUUUUCUUUUUACAGUUUUUACAGCUUGUUAAAUAUGAUGUCUUUUCAUUCAUAUAUUGUUUUUCAUUUCUAGGUUUUACCCCACCCAGCAAGGUACUGAAAAAUCCUUUAUCUGCCAGUGGUCUUCUGUCCCUUACUCAAUCUCCUUUGUUAUAUAAAGGAAAAACUCCCUCAUCCAAGAGAAAAAAAACAAUUCAAGAUGUGUUUUCUGAUGUUGACAGUGACCAAGGAACACCGACACGGAAAAGACAAGUAAAUCCAGCAGCUGUUUCCGAUGACUCUCCCCUCGGCAAAGCCAAUGUAUUGAGUUCUAUCGGCAAAACACCUAGCCGGAAAAAGCUCAUUACAUAAUGUGUGGGCUUAGUUGCUGCUUAUAGGCUCUUUAUGAAGUUUACAUUUCUUGCCACUUGCAAUGACAUGAAGUCCAUGGUGAGUCCUGUAUUGAGCAACCGUGCAUUAAAAUAGCCAAAGAUUUUCACACACAAGUAAGGAAGCUUGUGUGUGAUAAUGCAUAAAAUGAAUGAAUUUGCUUCUCGGGUCUCUAUGGUUUUCAUCAUCCUUGGGCUUUUGCUGAUUAAGCCUGUUUCUUGUAAAUGAUUGUAAAUAUCUAAAUGUUUUUUCCCAUAGUGUAUAUUUAAAUUAAACUUGUUUUUUAUACGGAUCUGUAUUUUUCAGUUUCCAAAGAGAAAUGCAGACCUAUGUAUAUAUGAUGCAGAUAUGAAAAUAUUUUAUUGGGCAAUUCUGUAAUAAUAAACAGUCAUUUGAAUAGA